AUGCCGGCCGCCGGCCUCAAAACCAUCAUCGCGCUGUCCUUCGUCCUCGCCGUCGGCUUUCUCCUCGUCAUCCUGUCCUGCGCCCUGUUCCACUCGUACUUCCCGCUUCUCGUGGUGGGCACCUACGUCAUUGCGCCUAUUCCCAACUGGAUUUGCGGACGGUGCGCCAACCCCGAUGACUUUGUCGAGAGCUCCGGCGCGGCCGUCCUGGACGCCGGCCGCUUCUUCACCGGCUUCCUGGUCGUCAUGGGCAUGGCCCUGCCCGUCGUUCUCGCCCACUCGGACCUUAUUCGCGUCGAGGCAAUGAUCAUGUCGAUAGUGGGCGGCCUGUUGAUCUACGGCACCAUAAUCAGCUUCAGCUUGUUCUUCCAGGAGGAGCAAGAGUUCUAG
Messenger RNA from Ustilaginoidea virens, 390 nucleotides. RefSeq lists its product as uncharacterized. Gene Ontology annotation, cellular component: endosome; Vps55/Vps68 complex. Gene Ontology annotation, biological process: late endosome to vacuole transport via multivesicular body sorting pathway. The transcript is spliced from 2 exons. The record is from RefSeq and is a predicted model, not a curated record. NCBI's taxonomy places the organism in Eukaryota, Fungi, Ascomycota, Sordariomycetes, Hypocreales, Clavicipitaceae. Bases 1 to 390 code for a protein of 129 amino acids.